UUACAAGAUGUAUUUUAAAAAAAUCAUUACACUGACCAUCGUAUCACUUUUUGUCUUAAUAGCAAUUACAGCCGUUAAUGGAAGACCCAGUGGGACAGGAGGAAGUGGUAGUUAUAACUGCAAAGGAGUUGCGGUCAAUGACAAUGUUCGCUUUUUCGGAUUAGAGGACAGAGAUGCUGAAGAAAGGAAACGUAUUAGUGCAGCUAUCAAAAAUAGUGAAGGUCAAAGUUUCGAUGGCCUAGUAUCUAAAGUAUGGAGUACACCAAAAGGUUCUAAUUCCGGAGCCAAAAGCAAAGAAGAACGUAUUAGCGAAGCUUUCGGAGUUGAUACAGUCGAUAAGGACGACAGAGCACGUAUUAUGAAAGCUGUAUCAACUGCAGUAACUGAUGGUUACAGUUACAUUAACCAACACGAAAAAACAUAUGGUAAACCAAAAGGUGCUAACCCCGUUUUGAUUUUUGGAAACGCUGCAAUAUAA
Messenger RNA from Adelges cooleyi (spruce gall adelgid), 478 nucleotides. RefSeq lists its product as uncharacterized. NCBI's taxonomy places the organism in Eukaryota, Metazoa, Arthropoda, Insecta, Hemiptera, Adelgidae. The record is from RefSeq and is a predicted model, not a curated record. Bases 8 to 478 code for a protein of 156 amino acids. The transcript is spliced from 10 exons.